AACAAACGCAGUUAUAUACCAAUAGAUCAGCCCACGGUUGCAACAAUUUGAUAGCGGAAUUGAAAUUUCAACCAGUAAGUGAACAGUACAAAAAUUUUACGAGGAUGUCUCCGACGGACUUUGAAUAUAUUCUCACGUUGAUUGGAUCACAAAUACGAAAACAAGAUACAAAAUGGAGAGCUCUGCCAUCACAGUGCAAGAAAGACUUGCAGUCACGGUGCGAUUUUUAGCGACCGGUGAUUCAGAUAGCAGUUUGCAAUACAGGUUUCGAAUUUCAAAGCAACCGAUCAUUCCAGAAGUUUGUGAGGCAUUGAUCGAAGAUUUAAAGGAAAAUAUACAAGAACAAAUGCAAAUAACUAUUGAAUCGCUUGCUUGUACGCCACUGCAAGGUAUCAAGAAAAAAAAGUUCCGUAUGAACUAAGGAACAGACCCAUGGACAAGAUUUGAUGGACUGUGAAAACAACUAUUUUUUUAUAGGAAAAUAUCACACAGAUAUUGUGAGGACUACAGUCUGAUGUACUUAAAAAAUUUUCUUUAAUC
Molecule: messenger RNA, 540 nt
Organism: Acanthoscelides obtectus
Lineage: Eukaryota; Metazoa; Arthropoda; Insecta; Coleoptera; Chrysomelidae
Source: the annotation of a GenBank genome assembly